Molecule: messenger RNA, 2075 nt
Organism: Otolemur garnettii (small-eared galago)
Lineage: Eukaryota; Metazoa; Chordata; Mammalia; Primates; Galagidae
Gene: N4BP2L1
Product: NEDD4 binding protein 2 like 1
Exons: 5
Coding region: 156-887 (243 amino acids)
Source: RefSeq, a predicted model, not a curated record
CAGCGCGGCUCGGGCGGGUGGGGAGGAGGGGCUGGUCUCCGAGCGCCCGCCCCUCCAUCUAUCACAUGGCCGGAGAGUCACAAAAACAACAGCUUUGGCCAAGACCGUGACUUCAGGAAAGGGAACCCAGGGCCCUCACAGCCAGCCCCCUCCCCAUGGAGGACAGUUUUCUUGAAUCCUUUGGGAGGCUGAGCCUCCAGCAGCAGCAGCAGCAGCCCGCGCCGCAGCAGCGGGUUCGGCCGCCGCCCCCGCGGGGGACACCUCCGCGCCGCUUUAGGAAACACCUCUACCUUCUGCGAGGCCUCCCGGGCUCCGGGAAAACCACACUGGCCAGACAAUUGCAACAUGACUUUCCCAGGGCCCUGAUUUUCAGCACGGAUGAUUUUUUCUUCAGGGAAGAUGGUGCCUAUGAGUUCAAUCCUGACUUCCUGGAGGAAGCUCAUGAAUGGAACCAAAAAAGAGCGAGAAAAGCAAUGAGGAAUGGCAUAUCCCCCAUUAUUAUUGAUAAUACCAACCUCCACGCCUGGGAAAUGAAGCCCUAUGCAGUCAUGGCACUUGAAAAUAACUAUGAAGUUAUAUUCCGAGAACCUGACACUCGCUGGAAAUUCAACGUUCAAGAGUUAGCAAGAAGAAACAUUCAUGGAGUUCCAAGAGAAAAAAUACUCCGAAUGAAAGAACGGUAUGAACAUGAUGUUACCUUUCACAGUGUUCUUCAUGCAGAAAAGCCCAGCAGAAUGAACAGAAACCUGGACAGAAAUAAUGCAUCACCUUCCAACAAUGCGGGAUACUGGAAUACCUAUUCAGAAUCUCCAAACCGGAGGGCUCAUGGCAGCUUCACAAAUGAGAGCUCCUUUAACAGAAGGGGUGGCUAUCACCAUGGAUAUUAGAGGCCUGUCUUACAGCCAUUCAAAAUUUUCCUAAAUCAAUUUUUACUUCGAUUUUUGGUAUUUAUUCUUUGUUGUUUUAGUCAGAGCUCUGAUGCCUGUGUAAAUAGUUGAACUCAAGUUUCUGAGCAGAAGUCAUUGUUAUUCGUUAUCUUCAACAAGCAUUUGUUAAAGUGCUCAUGGCUAUAUGCAUGGUCUGAUGCUGGGAAUUCUGCAGAUUUAAUUAAACAGCUUCUUUCUAUAGGGAAAGAAUUUGAAACCAAAACCUGAGAACAUACCCAAGAAAAUAACCAAUUACAUAGGUUCAUAAAUGAAAUGUUUAUAUUAUACAUGUGCUUAAGUACCACUUUCUCAGAAAUAAUCUAUUUUCUCAGGAAAUUAGUCUCCGUCAGGAAAGUUGGAAAGGUGGGGGAGAAGUGGAGGGCAGGAAGCUGUUGUUAGUGCCAUUGCUACUUCGUAUCCACAGAUGUUCAGAUGUGUGACUCUAAUGAUGAUACCGAUUUUCCUUUAGAAUAUGCUAGAAAGAAUACAUGUAAGGGAACAAUGUCCUUCAAAGUAGACAUAUUGGGAAAGCAUCCUUUAUUUUAAUAAUAUAUCCCUGUUAAAAAUAUCCGUGUAAUCCUUAAUAGCUAUAUAGGUUAUCAGGGAAAAUCAGUGUCAUUAUUUAAAGUCAUACUUUGUGUUUUAACUUCCACUUUAUUCAACAGGAUUAAACCUGAACAAAUUUUGGCUGUUGUGCUAAUUGUGUAAAUAAAAUAAACCUGCCUUCAUAAAACACCAAUUUUUAAGAUGGAUAAUUAAGCAACUUCUAAAAUUAUGUCUAUAAAUGUGUGCAAUUAGUUGGCAGCUCAAAUGUUUGGGAGUGCAAUGAAUUAAGCACCUCCAGAUGCAGGUCACGCAGGGAUAUGUAAAAGCCAUGCUCAUUACAAAAUGAGCAGUUGAUGUUUUAUGUGGCAUUAUUUAAAACAAUAAAGUUUUACUAUAACUCCAGAAUGUCCCUCUUACACUGAUCACCGAAUUUAUGAAUCUACAUUAGAUUAAUUUGGUGUGGGGCCACGAUGAACAAGACCAUGCAGGAUGUAUGUGCUACUUCUUCUUGUAGGCCAGCAGCUUCUUUUUAAUGUUCUGUGAAGCAUUAUUUUAAGUGUCCUCUAUGAUGGUGCUUUUAUGGUUAUUAAAAAUUGUACGUAG